This is a messenger RNA of Antechinus flavipes (yellow-footed antechinus), 7279 nucleotides long. It is a transcript of the gene PRKG1, whose product is annotated as protein kinase cGMP-dependent 1. Bases 16 to 2124 code for a protein of 702 amino acids. NCBI's taxonomy places the organism in Eukaryota, Metazoa, Chordata, Mammalia, Dasyuromorphia, Dasyuridae. Gene Ontology annotation, molecular function: ATP binding; cGMP-dependent protein kinase activity. Gene Ontology annotation, biological process: protein phosphorylation. The transcript is spliced from 18 exons. The record is from RefSeq and is a predicted model, not a curated record.
CGGGGGCCAGCCAGCAUGGGCACGCUGCGCGACCUGCAGUACGCGCUCCAGGAGAAGAUCGAGGAGCUGAGGCAGCGCGACGCGCUCAUAGACGAGCUGGAGCUCGAGCUUGACCAGAAGGACGAGCUCAUCCAAAAGCUGCAGAACGAGCUGGACAAGUACCGCUCGGUGAUCCGGCCCGCCACGCAGCAGGCGCAGCAGGCGCAGCAGGCACAGCAGGCGGCACAGCAGCAGGCGGCGCAGCCGGGCGGCGGCGCGGGCAGCGGCGGAGGCGAGCCCCGCACCAAGCGCCAGGCGAUCUCAGCCGAGCCCACUGCCUUCGACUUGCAAGACCUCAGCCACGUGACGCUACCCUUCUACCCCAAGAGCCCCCAGUCCAAGGAUCUUAUCAAAGAAGCCAUUCUUGAUAAUGACUUCAUGAAGAACCUAGAGCUGUCCCAGAUCCAGGAAAUUGUGGAUUGUAUGUAUCCCGUGGAGUAUGGCAAAGACAGCUGCAUCAUCAAAGAAGGCGACGUGGGCUCCCUAGUGUAUGUCAUGGAAGAUGGAAAAGUUGAAGUUACCAAAGAGGGGGUGAAGCUGUGCACUAUGGGACCAGGCAAAGUCUUUGGAGAACUCGCAAUUCUUUACAACUGUACCCGCACAGCCACCGUCAAAACUCUUGUAAAUGUGAAACUCUGGGCCAUUGAUCGACAAUGUUUUCAGACAAUAAUGAUGAGGACAGGUCUCAUCAAGCACACAGAAUAUAUGGAGUUUUUGAAAAGUGUUCCCACAUUCCAGAGCCUCCCUGAAGAGAUUCUAAGCAAGCUGGCUGAUGUUCUGGAAGAGACACACUAUGAGAAUGGGGAAUAUAUCAUCAGGCAAGGGGCCCGAGGGGAUACCUUCUUCAUCAUCAGCAAAGGAACGGUAAAUGUCACUCGAGAAGAUUCUCCCAGUGAAGACCCAAUCUUUCUUCGCACUUUAGGGAAAGGAGAUUGGUUUGGAGAAAAGGCCCUCCAGGGGGAAGAUGUGAGGACUGCCAAUGUCAUCGCUGCAGAAGCCGUGACCUGCCUGGUGAUCGACAGAGACUCCUUCAAGCAUUUGAUCGGAGGCUUGGAUGACGUUUCUAAUAAGGCCUAUGAAGACGCGGAGGCAAAGGCAAAAUAUGAAGCUGAAGGGGCAUUCUUCGCCAACCUGAAGCUAUCCGAUUUCAACAUCAUCGACACGCUGGGAGUUGGAGGUUUUGGACGAGUGGAGCUGGUCCAGUUGAAAAGUGAAGAAUCAAAAACAUUUGCCAUGAAAAUUCUCAAGAAGCGCCACAUUGUGGACACGAGACAGCAGGAGCACAUCCGUUCUGAAAAGCAGAUCAUGCAAGGGGCUCAUUCAGAUUUCAUUGUUAGACUAUAUCGGACCUUCAAGGACAGCAAAUAUUUGUAUAUGUUAAUGGAAGCCUGCCUAGGUGGAGAGCUUUGGACGAUUCUCAGGGACAGAGGUUCAUUUGAAGAUUCGACAACCAGAUUUUAUACUGCGUGUGUGGUAGAAGCGUUCGCCUAUCUGCAUUCCAAAGGAAUCAUUUACAGGGACCUCAAGCCAGAAAACCUCAUUCUCGACCACCGAGGUUACGCCAAACUGGUUGAUUUUGGCUUUGCAAAGAAAAUAGGAUUUGGAAAGAAAACAUGGACUUUUUGUGGGACCCCAGAGUACGUAGCUCCCGAGAUCAUCCUGAACAAAGGUCAUGACAUUUCGGCAGACUACUGGUCUCUAGGAAUCUUAAUGUAUGAACUCCUGACUGGCAGUCCUCCUUUCUCAGGCCCGGAUCCUAUGAAGACCUAUAAUAUCAUAUUGAGAGGAAUUGACAUGAUAGAAUUUCCAAAGAAGAUUGCCAAAAAUGCUGCUAAUUUAAUUAAAAAACUAUGCAGGGACAAUCCAUCGGAAAGAUUAGGGAAUUUGAAAAAUGGAGUAAAAGAUAUCCAGAAGCACAAAUGGUUUGAAGGCUUUAAUUGGGAAGGCUUACGAAAAGGUACCUUGACACCGCCUAUAAUACCAAGUGUUGCAUCCCCCACAGAUACGAGCAACUUUGACAGUUUCCCUGAGGACAAUGAUGAGCCACCGCCAGAUGACAACUCGGGAUGGGACAUAGACUUUUAGUGCAUUUUUCUUACCUGCUUCUGCCUUGCUGAAGACAGCUUUUCUGAGACACGGCUGCCAGCAAACCUGAAGGAAUGGGAGAAGAUCCGUGCUCGGGGUCACCAUGAUGCCUUGAUCGAUGAUGCUGCUACAGCACUCCAGUGGCAUUAGGACUUAUCGCUUAGAAGACAAUAUGCUCUCUCUACAUGUUUUAUGUUUGAACCGAAAAUUGUAGUUGACAUGGUGGUCCUGAAGCAAAGCCUUUUCACCAGUAAAGAAACGUUUUCUACCACAUCAAUGAUCUUGCUUUGCUCUAGUUAUAAUCUGAAAGAUAGUAAUGGUAUAAGAAAUUCUUCAAUCGAGCUUCAGUCUGAACCUUGCAGCUAGGAUUCUCAGUAGGAUCAAAUUGUGCUUUAUUGGGUACUGUAGUCCUGUGUGGUAUGGGUGGCCAGGGUGUCAAUACUACUCAUCAGAAAGAUUUUGGGGUCUUUUACUGCAGGCCAGUGUCUAUACAAAAAAAGGACCACAAGAUGAUUAGUCAAGGAGCUCAUGUCAAAUCAGUACUAAACUGUUAUUUAAUUUUUUCCCCAAGCAGUAGUUAUGACAAGCCUGAAUAUUUUCCUUUUUAGCUUUGUUUUUGCUCAUUUUUCCUUUUUUCUUUACCAUCUAUUUUACAUGGGAGGGGGAAGAGAAGGGAACAAGCAUUUAUUAAGCUUUAUUAAGCGCCUGCUACGUGCUAGGCACUGUGCUAAGCGCUUUCCAAAUAUCUCAUUUAAUGAUUUUUAAAAAUAGUGAUAAAAGCACAACUCUGCUAAUGGUUUCUGAAAACCAUCACGGCAGAUGUGGACAUGUUCUUAUACACAAAUGACAGUGAGGUGCAUGAUGCUUCUGGUUUGGAUUUUUUUGUUUGUUUGUUGUUGUUUUUCUUUUUGGUCCACAGGCUUGGUUGGAUUUAAAAAAAAAUUCAUAACCAUUUCACGUUUUAGCAGAAUGGUCCUGGAGCUUGGAGGGCGGCAGCUGAUUGGUUUUAUUCAUUCUCUAAUAGGCCCUCAGACUGAGGCUUUAAAAAUAUUCUCAUUUUUUAAAAGAUCUCCCCUGUCCUUGAGGGGAAAAAAUAAGACCCAUUAAACACCCCCACAAAAACCACUCUAGAGGUGCUAUGUAUAUCUUUCAUCUAUAAAUGUCAAUGUGUAAACCAGCCAACACACAUCUCAACCAUUUCAUAUGCAUUUCACAGGUAGCCAGAGACUCACACACACACACACACACACACACACACACACACACACACUACCACUGAGGUGGUUAAACCAAACUCUUGUCAUAGUUCACUUUCAUAUCCCCUUAGCUCCUGGUCUAUGGAAAAGGAGAGGGGGGACGCAGGAAUAAAAUCAAUUAAAUCUAGCUUCUUGUCUUACUUUCCAGAACCAAGCGAGACUGGCACCACCAAUGGCCCAGUCAGCAAUUGAGGGAUGAAACACUAUAACUGAGUCAGUUCAGGGAGGAAGACAAGAAUCUGACCGGCUCAAUGUCUGUGUUUUUCCAAAGGUACUAUAUACAUAAUGAUAUCAGCCCAUUAGCAUCUGGAGGAAGAGAAAGAAAAAGAACAUUGGGCAGGGAUCAAAUCAAAAGUUAUAAGAAUCCAAAAGGCAAAUUUACACCCAAAAAGGCACUUAAUAUUUAGCUCAAAAAGACUAAGUCAAAAGACUUUGGAAAUAAGCACACAAACAUACACACAUACAUAAUAAUCAGAUCUGGUUUUGUGUGUCUAAGAGGUAUCUUGAAGAUUCAUGUUCAAAAGGAUCUGCUAAGGGAUAAUACCCAAGUUUAUCUAGUGCAUUUGAUCAUGAGCCUUUGAAAUGUUACUUUGGCACAAAGUACAGUCACUUCAGUCAGGAUUCUAUGUUUUCAGUAAAUCGCUAUUUCGCUACAUUCUCCUCUGAGUUUGGAAUAGUGUGAAGGAAAGCUGAGGUGGAGUUUCAUUGCAGAGGCAGAUGAAGUAAAGACUUAAAUGCAACAGCUGAGGAAAUCAAAUGGGAUGAUUUCUACAAAAAUGUAUCUGCUUUAGAUCUUCAUGUCAGAGAUAGAAAAGCCAAAUAUUUUAAGUUCUAGAAGAUGACACAUUGCAUCUAAAUUUCUUGUACUAAAGACAUCUUCAGAAAUGCAAUGAUUUUUCUUUUUAUUUGUGUAGGAGCACAAAUGGACAUGGACUCUCUGAAAUAUAGCAGCAGGAGGGACAAGUUCAAAUAUCUUCGUGUACUCGUACACAUAUAUUUUGAACCAAAUCUUUAGGAUUUUUUGCCUUGAUUCUUUUAAAAUAUGCUUUCUAUUUCCUUCUAAAUUUUCCAGUAGGACUGAUCUUUUAAAAGAUAUUAGCAGCAUAGGUGGGGAGGGGCAGGAGAGAGGGAGAUAAUAACUCAGAACUCUUUUUUUUUUUUACUUAAUAUUAAAAAUAAAUAAUGAAUUUAUUUCUUUAAAGGACAUUAGCAUCAAUAGACAGUUCUGAGCCCCCAAUUUAACAAGUUUAUCUCUAAAUUUCUAAAUAAAUUUAUUGCUAAAUAAAUUUCUCUCUAAAAGAGAACCAGCUCACUACUGUUGAUUUCAGAGAUCUAAAUCUUCCUAGUCUAAAAGUUUUCUGUUCUUAGCAUUCCUUCUGAUUUGGCUUGGAUUUUUUUAAUUGACCCUUGUACAUUGAAUUACUAUAGUACAGGAAAAGAAACAAACAAUAACUAAAGAGACUAAAAUGGAAGUAUUCAUAAAUUUUUUUCAAAAUGAAGUUUAAUCUACCCAAGAUUUGCUAGAACACUAGCUAGAAAAGUCAUCUAAAUUUUAUAUUCUUUUAGAUCCUCAAAGAAAACAAAAAUAUUCCUCCCCCCCAAAAUAAACAAAAAAACAAACCGUGACUCUUAUGACAUUUCAAAAACAUCGAGAUUCCCUCCCCCACUUGUCAUAGGUCUCUGCAAUGAUUGUCCAUUUCGCCAAUUUCUGGAAAUUAACUAAAAAAAGUUACAAAGUAGCACCGGGCACCAUGAAACUGACGACACAGAUUCUUUCUAAUGCUUGUAGAUUUCAUGUGUAGUAUGGCUUUGUGCUAUCUGGAGCAACACCCGAGUGUAUCGACAAGGAACUACUAGUGUCAAGCAAAAAAUAAUAAUCUGUAUCCAAUCCCCAUAACCUUCAUCACUGAACUAAAGGAUUCAGGUAUUGUCUGUAUGCACACAAAGACUUGAGGGCUAAAAUCAUGGUUUUCACAAAGUACUUUUUACCCAUUUUCUGAACUCUUCCUUUCCCCUUCACCAUUUUCUACCUAAUAGUAAGUAGUAUCUAGAAGAAAUGUCCUUGUUUGCUUUGCUAAAUUUCUUGUGAAUACAUCAAGGUUUGGGGAGAAAGAACUUUCUGUGGGAGUUUAUUGACGGUGAUAUUGAUGAACGGCUAAGAAAAUGGAUGUUACAUUAUUUGGGGUGAACCGAACACAUAAAAGAACAUUUUCCUGGGGAAAUUUCUCAAAAUGACCUUUAUGUCCCCUUUGUCCUUGUAGGCUAGGACAUAACAUCUGACCUAUGUAGCUUCUAAUACCAAUCUGUUGGGAUCCUUUAUUGCCAGUGCAAAUCUAUUUUCAAGUGUUAUUCUCUCCUCACAACGAUGUGAUUUGCACAGGUCUACACACGAUGAUAUUUAUAAACUUACUGUCAUUGAUUUGUUUUCCUAAUCUGAGUCUCACUUUUAUGUGAGCAAACCAACAACGUACUAGAAGACUCCAAGUCAGCUACCAUAUUGAAAACCAGGAUGUUAGGACUGAAUUCCCAAGGUAGAGGUGAUCUGUGGUUUAUUUCAGAACUGCAUUAUUCACAAACAAUUUUUCUUUCACAAUAGGACCACAAAGAAAUAUUUAUGUAAAUAGAUAUUUUCGUGCUGAUAUUUUGUGGUACAUAGAUGACUUUCUUUUUGCCCGUGUUUCAUGGCAUCCUCCUUUUGAUUUCCUUCUUUGUAACAGUUUUAACGAUUUUAGGUCAGAGUAGACUCGAAUGGUCACAAUUGUCAGUAUUCUUGAAAACUUCUGUCCAUCAUCCUGUUACUCAUCCGUCCCAUAGUUUAGAUCAUGACCUGGCUAUUUGGUAUUGUUGCAAGUGCCUUAAAUUCAUGGCAUCCUAUUUAAAAAACAAAAAAACAAAGUUGGUGUUAUGCUGCAUGACAAAGACAAAUACACCUCAAAAUGUUGUCCUUUCUUAGCUUGCUGCGUUUUACAGUUCUUUCUGCUAACGAUUUAUAAGCCUUUAUUAUAUAAUAUUGAACUACAGAAAUGAUGAAGUGGUUCUCUUAUUUCUGUUAAAUGUACCAGAGCUGUGUAUCUGUUCAUGAGAUACAGCGUCAUUUCUGUGAAAUGUCUAAAUGUACGUGCAGGUCAAAUUAAUAUAUGACAUACUAUCAGUCUGUAUACAGGUAUUCCUGUUUUGCUCAGCUGUGCAGAUUCAAUGAAAAAAUAAUAGUGCAGUAAAAGUUCAAACAUAUCAUGUUUUCUAGACUCCAUUCUGAAUGGUCCAUGGCCCCCCAAAAGAAAACAUUGGUCAGUGUCUGCAAUUCACGCCAAACUCAGUCACAACCCGAGACAAAAUUCACACGAACCAGAGCCCCUGGGCGCGCCCCAGUUAACAAAACAGGAUUCUUGCUUUCUAUGAGUUCUUGUAUAUGCAAAUUGUUUAUGAGACAAGUCUCAAACACACCUAGAAAGCUGGAUGUCGAAAAGUGUGUUCUUAGUCCCCUUCUAUAACUGUCCCUGCAUAAACCGACAUAGCUCUGAGACUUUGAUAAUGUCUCCAAUGUUUUAGGCUUUUUGAUUCAAGGGAACUUUAUUUAAGCAUUGCCUCAGAUUUAUCCCAGUUUAUGCUGUUUUUACACUGGUCAGUUCUUUUGUAUUCUUACAGCAAUGAUUCUUUGACUGUCCUCUUAUGGAUUUGUUCUACAUGAAAGAGGUUUUUUUUGUGUGUCUGUCAACAUGUGACACUCGUCAUCAAAAUGGUCCCUGACCAUUUGUACUCUUUCGAUGUAGAUGGAAAACUUUUUUUUCAUAAAGUUACCCGCUUUUGAUUUGCUCUGUAUUUUCCCUGCAGCUGUAAUUGCCGAGUGCCUGUUGUAUACUUUAUAGAGUUGAAAUAAAAAAAAAACAAUUACUUUUGAA